This is a messenger RNA of Gryllus bimaculatus (two-spotted cricket), 8179 nucleotides long. NCBI's taxonomy places the organism in Eukaryota, Metazoa, Arthropoda, Insecta, Orthoptera, Gryllidae. The record is from the annotation of a GenBank genome assembly.
CUUCUCUCUUCCUCUGCGCGCUCUUCUCCCUCCCUCCAUCCCUUCUCCGCUCCGCUUUGUCUGUUUUCAUCCCCAACACCCACGUUCAUGGCGGGACCACAGAAUCCGCUUUGUAGUUCCAGGGGUGCUCACUGGAGGUCAGGUUGAUACAGCGAUUGAAGCUGUAGCGUCGAGAGCGCUGUGUUCGUCCUGGGCGCUUUGGCAUCCACCUCGUUCGGCGGGCAGAGCCGGGCGAGCUUGCUCAGCAACGAACCGGCAGGCCGGCAUGAAUCAUGUGGAAAGCACAAUUACGCAGGCGUACUGCGUAGAAACAUUAAUGUUUAUAAUUGUAAAUGUUCUUGAUAAGACGAUUUAUAACAGCAUACAUAAAAUAUAUUUCAGAGGUAUUUGUAAACAUCAUUUAAAAACAGCGCCUAAGGACAACAAUUCAUUCUUGCAUUGUUAUUCACGUGUCAAACUCGAAUCGAAAAUGACGGAGAAGUCAAACCAGUGUAUAAACUUGACAUACGUAAUUUAAUUAAGUAACAAUUAUUUCGUAAUUAUUCGUUUUUUGAUAUUAUCGCGGUCUGUGCAAAUGUAAAUAUGUUGAUAUUUCCUCUUAACGUUUUUAUUAUUAACAAUUAUGUGUUCGAGAAGGGUUCACCCUGAAGUGUUGGUUGCAUGUCAGGUUGAAGUGGCCUGAGUAUUUGAUUCUACGUCCUUGGGGAAAAUUGUACAUAGGACAAUGUCAUUGUUUAAAGAGGAAUUGUGAUCUCUUUAUCAUGAGGACCACAUUUAAGUUGUUUGUUGUGUGUGGCCUUGCGUGUUUAUGGAUUGUGUUGACUCUAACGGGAGUCGUGGAGUACCCCGAAAUCUUUAAGGAGAUGGCAGGUCAAACUAAGGAAAUUAACUGGAAAACAGUUGAUUUAUACAACAAACCACUUCCAGAAACCAUCAAAAGUUCAAAGGGCAAUGUUGCAGUUGCAACAAAAACUAUAAUAGUUGAAAAUAUCAAAGUAUUUUAUCGUGAAGCCAUUCCACCUGAAGGUGUCUCAGUAUCAGGACAGUCAGUACUCCUUCUUCAUGGUCGAGCCUUUUCUUCAGAAACAUGGGAAAAAUUAGAAACACUUAACAUAUUGGCUGCCUUAGGGCAUCGUGUAGUCGCUGUGGAUUUGCCAGGUUAUGGAAACACCAAGGAAAAAUUCAUUGGAAAUCGUGCAGACUUUAUGGUUUCUCUUUUUGAUGCUUUAUCUUUGAAGGAUGCUCAUCCUGUACUAGUGUCACCAUCAAUGAGUGGAGAGUAUUCUGUUGUGUUUUUGAAAGACCAUUCAAAUAUGAUAUCUGGAUAUGUGCCUGUUGCUCCUGUUGCAACUAAUUCUUUAUCUCAUUCAGAGCUUCAAAAAGUGGUGGUUCCAACACUUAUUGUGUAUGGCAGUGAAGACAACACUGGUCUUGCUGAAGCAUCUUUGCAAAAUCUACAAGUAUUACCAAACAGCCGUGAAAUCAAAAUUGAAGGAGCAGGACAUCCUGCUUAUCUGAAUCAACCUGCUGUCUUCCAUAAAUUGUUGCAUAAUUUUCUUCAGCUUCUGAAAUAAGUCAGAAAAUAGCCAUAUUUUGAUAUUUUUGGCAUAUUUUCGUAGUCUGACAAUUGACAAAUGUUAUGGGUUGGAUAUGGUGCUGUCCAUAAACAAUUAGAAUGAAGGUGGUAGAAAUUUGAAUAGAAAUCUGUGUAAAGAUUCUUCAUUACUCCUUGGAAUUUUUUAUUGUUAAAGCAAAGUUUAUGUAGUUUGUUUUGUUAUUUGUUCCAUGAAGUGUUUGCUAAUUUUGUAAAAAUGGAUUUUGUUUACAUAUUCCAGUUUUUGUUUUAUUGUGGUUUUUACUUAGUUAUUAUUUGAUUUGGUUUUAUUUUAGUUUUCAUAUAUUAAUUCAUAAGAGUGUAGAUUCAUUUGCCUUUUUUCCAUUCUUUGUAAGACUUUCACCAAAUAAUACUUUGAGGCAACUGACAUGAAAUUUAAAAGAUACAAAUGUAUUUUUUCUAAAAUGCAGGAUUAUUUUUUUUCAGAAACGAAAGUGAAAUAUUGAGUGUUCUAAAUAUUUUAUUUAGUAGAAUAGCUCCAACAACUAGAGCCAUUUAACCCAUCCCAUCUAUUGCUGAGGGAAACAUAAUAAUAUAUUCUUUCUCUAUUCAAUCCUAUUGAAUGCCUUCAUUUUGUCAGAUUCCACGAGAGAGUGAUGUCAGAUAAGUUGAUCAGUUGAUUUAAAAAUUGAAGCACUGUUAUGAUGGCUGGCUUGAUACGCAAUGAACUUUUCCCUACAUAACUUGAUAUACUGACAAGUCCCAUUGAUCAAAUUGUGUUGUAUUGCAUGAAAGUAAUUAUUCAGAAUAAUGAUAAACAAGUUUAAAAGUUUUUGCUUGUGGGUGAUAGUAUUUCAAAAGAGUCAUGCCCAUUUUACAAGUUUCUUCAGUGAAAAUCAUUACCCUUUGUGAGGUCUUUUAUUGGGAAAAUAUUGCAAUAUUGUGUUGGUUAAAACCAAAUACUAGGGCUUAAAUAUUUGUAAUGUUUACAAAUUCUCUUUCUGAAGAAGAAAGACAGACUAGUUAUUAUUUAUGGACAGAACCAAUAUUUCCAUUAUACAGAAUCAAAUUAUGUACAGAAAAUCCUACCUUUGUUAAGAGGACCAAAUAAUUUAAAUUCAUUGAAACUGCAAUAGUUUCUCAUGGUUGUGUUUUGAUAUAUUUAAUAUAGAUAGUUACUACUAGAAUUUUUUCAACUUUGAAAUCUGCUGGCAUUGCUGGUUGUUCUUUAUUAUCUCUCUCCAAAAAUAAAAGUUCUUUUUUGUUUUUAUAUAAAGAAAGCACUUCUGAUAAUAUAAGACUGGAAAUAUUUUAUACAAUUUUAAAAGUCAAAAUGCAGUAGUGCUUGGUAAUUUGAUAUUAGCUAUGUCUUCAAAUUUGAACAUUUCCUUGACUAUCUUCCCCCUGAACGUUUAUCUAGUAUUGUAGUUUAUUUGAGAUAAGUAGAUCCAACAGAAUUUUACUUUUAUUCCUCAUUCAUGAUUUUUAUUGAAUCAUAUGAGGAUUUUAUGACAAGACCUUGAGUAAAUAAUUGAUUUUUAAAUUUUUUAUCAAAAUUUGAUGUGAAAAGCUUAAAAAAUUUGAAUGAAGAGUACAAGUUUGAAAUUGAAAAGCUACAAUACUCAUUAAGUCUUGGUUUAUAUUGAGAGAAUGUUACUCUGUUGUGUCUACAGAUUUCUGAAAUACUCAUAAAACAUCCAAUAUCCUCUUAGAAAAAAAGAGGUAUGUAUGAAAUGGUGUAGGAAUAUAUUGUAAAUACCAAUUUUAGUCAAAAUUAAAACUUUUGAAGGUGAUAAAUUAAGCUAAUAUAUGUUUUCAUAAAAGUUUAUACUUGAGUGAAAGUUUUGUACUCUUUUUAAACAUUUGCUAAUGAAAUAUGAGAGGCACAUUUUGAAUACUUUGUUGCUGAGAACUGUGAAGUAUCUUUAAGAAAUAUUCUUCCAUGCCAUAAUUUACAACAUGCUUAUCUUAGAUUGUUAUCAAUAUCUCUUUGAGACGACUUCCCUCUUUAAAAAUUAUGUACAUACUUCAUAAUAUGAAAAUAAUUUCAACUAAAAAUGUACAAUAUCCAAAGGAUGAUUUAGUAGUAUUUUUCAUGUGAGUAUCGCUAGAUUAUAUUCAUAUGUGCAAUGCAUAUACAUAAGACUGUAAUAUGAUUAUCUUUUGUUUUGCACUGCUGGUGGAUAAAAUUGAAUGGCUUUAUGCAUCAAGCAGCCAAGGAACAUUUCCUACCUUUUGCAGAAUAAAAAAUAGAAUGUUUAAAAAUCCUGUUGAUGGAAUUUUGUUCACUAUUGAAUUUGGUGGAAUGGUUGAUUUUGAUGGAAUUCUGUUCACUAUUUCUUAUCGAUCUAGAAAUUAUCAAGAUUUUAUGUAUAAAGAAAAAGUGCUGAUAUUUUGCAUAGGAUUAGUUCAUCCUCAAACACAUCAGGGACAAUAAGAUUAUUGAGCACUGAAACUAUUACUGAGCAAAUUGGCACAGAGUUUACUGAUAUUUAAUGCCAUUCAAUUACAUAUUAAAAACAUGUGAAUUCACUAAAUAGGUUAAUAAUGUCUAUGUUUGAGCAGUUGAGGUUUAUUGAUUCUCAUUGUUUGAAAAAGUAUAAUAUAGUGACUUUUGUAAAGGAAGGGUAUUGAGUGCAUUUUCAUCACUUAAGGGGAUAGGUUCCAUUAUUGUGAAGGGAAUUUUGAUGAUUUUUAGAAUAUCAUUUAUGUAUUAAUGUAGCAUUUUAUACUCAAAGUUAGGAGUGUUUUUUUAGCAGUCUUCACAUUAGAAGAAAAGGAUGUUUGAAUAAAAAAACAAGAGCAAGUAUCAUAUUUUUAAUUUGAACCGUACUCUUCCAAAAAUGUUGCCAUUUACUGUUUCCCUAGAAAGACUACUUUUAAUUUUUCUUAAUUGAACAAUGUAAGAAUAAGAAAAAACUUAUGUACAAGAUUUAUAAGGGUAUUUAUGGUGGUAAAUUACAACCUUUUUUUCUCAUUUCUCAUUGAGAAACAGCAGUAAAUUAAAGUGUAUGAUAGUGUAGGUCUGAUCUUAGUCUUCACAUUUCAUAGAUAAACUUAGUGCUUUAGUCAUAUGACUUGGUGGAAGAUGUGUUGCAAAACUCUGAUUUGGAGUUGCAAUUAAGAUGGCGCUAGUUUAAUUAUUAUGUAUAAUAUUUAAAUACAGUUGCUGAUGGCAGCCCUGAGCUCUAUGGAAUUUCAGAAGAGGCAUUGAUACUUUACAAAUGGAAAGGAUUGCAUUUGUCUGUGCAAUUGUCUGUGUUUGUGCAGUUUCACAAUUGUAUUUCAAUGAACAAACAUGUACAUCAGCUACAUCUUAGUAGCCGUAGGCAUCAUGUAGAUGACAUUUUUAUUAAUAUGAAAUAUUCGUUAGAAAAUGAAGCUAAAUAAUAUCUCUCUCCAAUUGUAUGUAAUAGAAGAGGGAUUCCAACCAACAAAAGUAGAGUGUAAUAAGGAGGGUUCAGACGAUUGGAUAACACUCAGGAAUCAAGUCAAAGAGACAUUAGGCGUAGAAAAUCCUGUGAUUAAUGAAAUCGAGUUUAUCAAACAUUUGGGAUAAAAAACUUCAAAUUCUGAAAGAUUUACAUAAAAAGAAACAACCAUCUUUAUUUUCCUUGUCAUACCCAUGAUGUUAAGCAAUGGUUUUUAAUAUGAUCAUAUUAUUAAUAGAUGCACUAACUUCAAGAUAAAAAUUACAUUUUUUUAAAAGUGUUGUACUCUGGAUUUGAGUUGAAAAGUUAUCUCAAAACAAUUUUAUAAAAUAUGCAAGAAUGCACUUUGGAGAGAAGGUGGACUGUGGGGAUUUCACCAGUGCAGAAAUAAAUAGCAUUAUCACCAUUUAAAAUAUUUGUAAAUUGAGAAAUGAUCCAAUUAUAAUUUUGAAAUUAUAUCAUGGAGAUUCAAGUGCAUGGGAAUUUUUAUAUUUGCGUUUUGAAAAAUGUUUUAUUGAGCCUAGAUAACUGUACCUUAGAAACUAUACAAUUUUUUACUUUGUGUGUGAGAAAGUGGUACACAAUUGUACUUGUUACGAAAAUCGUUGUUUUCAUACAUGGUAGGGAAUAAUGUGUGUUUGUCAGUGUAAAAAAAACUUUAAAACUUGAAUAAGAAGGCUGUAAUCAGAUAAUAUUACAAGGACAUCUCUGGUGAUGUUUCUGCCAUUUGGUACUCAAAUCAGGAUUUACAAAUUAAACAUUAUUUUCAUUUUUCCUUUUGCUCGCCAUUGGCGUUCAUCCCUAUGUAGCUAGUUAUGGGCUCCAUUUUAGGUUCAAAAUAGUAUAUCACUAUUACAGUAUGUGUUCCUGAACCUGAAUUAUAGUAUUAUAUUUUUAUGACCCUGAAUUUUCCUGAAGAUAUCAAACAAGAAAACCUUGACACAGGUUUUCAUUGGAGAAUUAUGCUUUAAAAGAAAAAUCAAAUUCUGAAAUCUUUUCAAUUAUGUUAGGAUUAAAUAAUCUCAAAAAUGAUUGGAUUUUGUUUCAGAGAAUUCAGUGUGAAAGCUCUUGGAGAAUGUUGUGUAUUGAACUGCAGUUUUUAAAUAUAUUGCAUUUGGUUAGUUUGUUUUUGCAUAAAUGUGUAAGUGUUCCUUUUACCAAAACAUGUGGAAGUGAAGGAAAGGAUUCGUGGAAGUGCAAUCUUGGUGAUAAUAUAAUAUGAUGAAGGUGAUAAUACUUUCUCUUAAUUAUUUGAAGAGAAAAUAGCAUACAUGGGAAAAAAAGUUCGUAGUGUUUGUUUAAUGCAAGGUUUUUUGUGACCUCAUUAGUAAGAAGAAAAAAUAUCUCAAACCAUUUUCACCACUGUGCAAAUAUCUUCAAUGUAAUUAUAAAAGAUUACUAUACUCCUGUAGUCCUUGAAAUGUGUUUCUUUAAAGUAGAAGAGAAAUGUGGAGAAAUAAAGUAUUCUUCACAGAAGGUAAUCUGAGGUGUAUUAUUGCAUUACAUUUAUCAUUUAAAAGGAAAUGUUUUGGGAAGUUAUUAUUGUCUCAGUGUUUUAAUACUUAGUGUUACUUUCUUAAAUGUGGUUUGUUUAUCAAUUCUAAUAAAAGCUAAAUGUGAAAUAAAACACAUUUAGUGGAAUCUUAUUAGCAGGCUUUUCAAGGGACCAAAAAUGUUGAAUGUCAUAAGCAGGAAAACAUGUUAUGUAAAAAUGCUCAAUUAAUACUUUUCUCAUUUCCUACUUCUGAUCGCUGUAACUCUGAAGAUAAAUUAAUGUAAGUGUUAAUAACACACAUUUACACUUGUGAUAAUUUAAUUGCAACUAAUAUACUGAUUAAAAUUAAAUUUCACGCAAAUAAUUCACAAACACAAAACUAUUAAUAUUAUCCCAAUUAAAAACAACAAAUUAGCAUCCUGAAUCUUUCAAAUUUGAAGUAACAAAUUUAAUCCUUUAUGUUUCGUCAUGUUUUCAGGCCAAGUAGCAUUUGGUUUAAUUGGCAAAUAAUCCACAAUAUGCUGAAAUCAAUGCACAUUGAAGAUUCUUCUACACCACAAAAAUUGCAAUUCACAUCACUGAAACAAAGACUGUGCUCAGCAAGAUGGAUAAAUUCAUGAAUGAUUACAUAAGGGGAAUUAGGACUUAAAAAUAUGGAUAUGGAAAAAUGCAAACCUAGUUUUUUAAGUGGAAAUUUAUUUUUUAUUGAUUAAAUGCUUCCAUUGUUGAAAAGAUGCCACUUUUUAAUCACAUUUGAGACUUUUUUUGAUCUUCAGACAGUGUGGUUUAAUAGAAAUAAAGUGAACUAUGAAAUUAACUCAUUGAAAUUUUUGUUAAUUUUUGGAAUAACAGUAAAUAUUCCUUUUCUGACAACUGAAUUUGUAAUUUUGAUUUCAUUGAUCAUCUAAUCAUAGCCUGAAUAUUACAUAUGGAAGUUUCACACAUUAAAAUUAAGUAAAGAGUUGGUAUUGUUAGUGCUUGAAAGUCAGUGAGAUGUACAAAACACUGGUACAAGGGGAAUGAAAUCAUUUAAUAUAAGAGCAAUAAUAAAAAUAGGUAUAAAAUGGAUUACAUUAUUUGUUUAAUUAGACUGAAUUUUCUUACAACUGUGUAUUUUUUGAUAUAGCUAGCAAGCAAGCUGGUGUGGGUGAUGUUGAGUAAUGACAUUUGUGCUCUGAAAGUGUUAUUUGAAGAGGCAGAGUGCUUUGGCACUCUCUGACUUCUUUAAUUUUUAGUGUUGGGCACUUUUACUUUUUAGGGAGAGAUUAAAAUUAUGUUCUUUGCCGUUAAGAGAAUUAAUUUAAUUUUCAUUCUUUAACAUUUCUGGUUCUAUGUUCAGUUAAGAGAAAUAAAGUUCUGAAAUUGCCUAAUGUCACAGUAAUUGCUUCCAAUAGUGUACUUUUUUAACAAUCAUUAAAACAAGUUAUGAGAUAAAAUGUGAUUUUUGUACUUUUCUGAUACUAAUGUUAUAUGUUAAUGUGUUUUCUUCACAAAGUUUUAGUGAACAUGUAAUUGUCACUAUACAUGAGUGAUUUUAAUAAACACGUGAACUUCCUUUCAUUCAGAAAGGUUGUUAAUAUCAGUGUGUAUCAAUAAAAAUAAAUAGAAAAUAAAAUUCAAAAACAGAAAUAAGUAGACAUUGAAAUUAUACUGUACGUAUUUUGUUGGUGUCAGUGUAUAAAUAAAAUUGUUUAUGUC